Messenger RNA from Chondrus crispus (carragheen), 1806 nucleotides. Its product is annotated as Serine/threonine protein kinase. The transcript has a single exon. NCBI's taxonomy places the organism in Eukaryota, Rhodophyta, Florideophyceae, Gigartinales, Gigartinaceae. Gene Ontology annotation, molecular function: protein serine/threonine kinase activity; ATP binding. The coding region runs from base 1 to 1806 and encodes 601 amino acids. Gene Ontology annotation, biological process: protein phosphorylation. The record is from RefSeq and is a predicted model, not a curated record.
AUGAAGGUGUUGCGGGCAUUUGAUAAUCGAGACCGAGAGUUUGCUGCAGUUAUGAGGAAAUUUCAGAAGAAUUUAGCACUGAACAGGAGGAAGUCAUGUUUAUCAAUUGCAGAAAAAAAGGUGCAAAGUGGAUAUGUUUGUUCUUCCACUAUUGCUAGGGAACAAAUUUCUCUGUAUCGUGACUGCAAUCUCCUGGCCACUGGUGACAUUUUUAUUAAACCCUCUCGAUUUCAGCGACCUAGAAAGCACUUUGCUGAGCUGCGAGGAUCCUCUCUAGUCGUUUUUAGAAAUCAUGACAUAGCCCGUUCAUCCUCGGUGGACAUCACAAGCGUUAUCACGGUCAUCACUGUGCAACGAUACAACUUUGACAUAAUCCAGAAAGCUGAAGGUUACCCCCGUAUAUACAUUUCGGCGGAGAAAUCUGAUGAGUCCUUCAUGUAUAUAAAAGUGAACGGGGGGGAUAAGGAGCUUGACUCUUGGCGCCAUGGUCUCGCAAUGGCGAAGAGUGCUGCCAUCCCAAAAAUUUCUAACCUUACAGUCGAAUCAGUAAUCGGGCGCGGAGGGGGUGGAAGAGUGUUUAUGGUGCAAUGGGGAGAAUCUAACAAGGCGUACGCUCUCAAAGUUAUUGACAAAGCACAGGCUUUCAGAUCACCGAAAGCAUUUGCGCAUAUUGCUUCUGAGCGAAACAUCAUGCAACGUGUGGGACGACAUCCCUUUCUCCUCGACAUCCAAUUUGCAUUCCAAACAGAGAAUAGCCUCUUCAUUGGCACCCCUUUUUGCGGCGGUGGCGACUUGGCUUCGUAUAUCAGACACCGGGGUUUGCAAACUCCAUCGCUUCCGUCAUUUAUUAGUGGAGGUACUGCAGUUCAUCCGCAUAAGAGGCUCCGAACACAUGGAAGAUUAUGCGAAGCAAGCACACGAAGUAUUGCCGCAGAGAUUAUACUGGGCUUGGAACAUCUGCAUGACUGUGGAAUCGUGUACCGCGAUUUGAAGCCAGAGAAUAUUUUCAUAGAUGAUUCGGGUCAUGUGCGCAUUGGAGACUAUGGAUUGGCAAAACAUUUGUCGCGAAAGCGCGGCAAAGUUGGACACAAGCGCACAUCGAGUAUAUGCGGAACUCGCAACUACUUGCCACCGGAGAUGUUGUCCGGACGGACAUACGCCUUCUCUGCAGAUCUGUGGUGUUUAGGGGUCAUGUUGUUUCGGAUGUUGAUCGGUUCUUUUCCGUUCGAGGCUUCGCGCACUAAAGAAGUGUUUCACAAAGUGAGGAGAUACCAACCGAGAUACCCAGCGUGGCUCGGCACCGACGCCAAGAGCAUGCUAAAUGGGCUGCUACAGAAGGAUCCUUCAAAUCGAACGACAAUUAAAGGGCUCAAGCGACAUCCCUUCUUCCGAGACGUAGAUUGGAAAGCGGUUUUGGAGUUACAAGCAGGCCCUGCUAUUGACGACAUUGAGACUGGCAGUCAACCGAGUGAUGCACUUGCAAACUUUUCUCUGAGUAAGUUACAUGGGCUCACGAUGGGGGAGCUCGUAUGUGAGGAAGAAAAUCCGCAGCGGCCUUUCGCAGAGGAUUUAAGCACGAUGAUGGUAGGGUUUGAGUUUGGGUGCGUUGAGAAAAGGAACAGUAUUCAGCCUUUAGCAGUGCAACAGAAGAGCGGGGGAAUUCUAUCUAAGAUUGCAAGCAUUGACCAGACGUACGAUAGUCUGGCGUCUUUCAAGAGUCUACGGAGUAGUCGAGGGAAUCAAGGGCAAUCAGGGGAUGGGGAUGGGUCCCCAAGUCUGCGGAGAGCGUGGCGGAGCGCGAGAUGA